AUGAGUUAUAACCCAACUGAACCAUUGCCUUAUGAUUCAUCAGAUAAUUGUCCUAUUUAUAAUCCAUUCCUGGGAGCGUCCUGCGUUAAUGAAACGGAUGAGGAGCAUGGGGGAGAAGAAUACACGCCAUUGAAGAAAUCAAGGAGAGUCAUUUCGUCGAAUUCCUUGUCGGCGUUUUUGCAAAGAACUAAAAGAGACAGAGUUGGCAGCAGAAGCAGAAGCAGAAGCAGGAUGUCCAGUCGAUGGUUUAGAGGAGACGAGUGUUGCAAAGUGGGUGGUGACAGUUGCAACUCUUCUAAUGCAUCGUCACCAUCUUCUUCUGACUUGGAAAGUUUACCUGAUUUGACGGACGAUGAUGCUGAUACUCCGGAUACAACUCCGGUUAAACCGAGUCAUAAGUUUACAUUCCUAGAGACAGUAACACCAGGAAGGAAACUUGAUUUUACUGGGUGCGACGAUGUUACAUGCCAGUCACAAGAGGUAGUAGCACAUUCACCAUCACUUGAAAUACCAAACAGAACUUCUCGUACAUCCUUAUUCGACGUUCCUGAACUUGUUCAUCGUAUACUCUUGUUUGUGGAGGCCCAGAAUGAUCGUCAACCCUGUGAAACUACACCGAUUCGAAGGAAACCCACCAGUUAUAAUCACGCCUUGUUGAUAUACGGAGAUCGAGAGCUGGCUCAACGAGCAAUGGCUGACGAUUGUGUGCAACUUCAAAAUGACCCAGUUUCCAACCCUUUAUUCAAUUGUCUUCUUGUUAAUAAACUAUUCAAUAGAAUUGCCAGGGAGAUUAUUGCUAAGAAAUUCUACUUUUCCAAUGAUGCUCAAUUCCAAAAGUAUGCCAGCAGCAGCAGCAGCAGCAACAUCAACACUACUAUCCCCAGCUGUUUUCCAAUCAAGUUUAAUCCACAGCUGUUCAGUCUUUAUAAAUUGUUCCGCAGCAAUCAAUACUUGUUCAAUAUGGCAGUUUCCAACAUUAAUUUCCACAAUCUCACCUCAUUUGAGUUGUUUAUGUGCCCCAAAAUAUACCCUUCAUGGAACAUAUUCCAAUCUUGUGGAUCAACGCUACAAACACUAGUACUCACCGGGUCCAAGUCCAUUGAUGAUGAAUUUUGUUUUAUGAUUAGUCGGUAUUGUCAAAAUCUAACUCAUUUGGACUUGCGUGCAUGUGAAUUGAUUACUGAUUCUGGGUUGUAUCACAUUUUCAAAAAUAAUCGCAGCUUGCAACUGGUCAAUGUUGGUCGUAAACAUAAGGGGCAUUUGAUUACUGAUUCUUCAAUUACAACAUUGAUCAAGAAUAAUUGUCAAUUGCAUACAUUGGGACUUGCUGGUACAUGUAUUUCCGAUGUUGUGUUGUGGCAAACGGGUCACCACUUGAAACAAUUGUCGCGAUUGUCGCUAAACAACUGUCCCAGAUUGACCAACUCUGGUGUGGCUAAUGUGUUGAACCAGCCCGGUGUGUUUUCUCACUUGACGGUGUUGGAGUUGCGGUUCAAUUUGCAAUUGACUGAUUUGACAAGUUUGAUUCGAUUCAAGAGUAGGAAACAGUAUCAAUACCAACAUUGUCACAGUCAAAAGUCCACUGUUUAUGGAGAGUUGUUGCUAGUUGAGCUAUGUGAAACUCUCAUGUAUAGAAUGAGGCGUCAAGAGUUGGAUCUAGAUAAGCUCAUUUCAAACAGGAUAAUGCAUGAUAUCUUGUACUGGAUUAAUGAUCAAUGGGACAGUGAUGGGGAUUUGCCUUUUAUAGAGUUGUUAAAUAGCAGAAAGAGAAAGCGUCAAUAG
Lodderomyces theae is the source of this 1782-nucleotide messenger RNA. RefSeq names its product Amn1p (gene AMN1). The transcript has a single exon. Bases 1 to 1782 code for a protein of 593 amino acids. Gene Ontology annotation, cellular component: SCF ubiquitin ligase complex. Gene Ontology annotation, biological process: SCF-dependent proteasomal ubiquitin-dependent protein catabolic process. The record is from RefSeq and is a predicted model, not a curated record. NCBI's taxonomy places the organism in Eukaryota, Fungi, Ascomycota, Pichiomycetes, Serinales, Debaryomycetaceae.